AUGGCAACUGCAACAUCAAAUAUUGAUGAUCUUCUUCAAUGUCCUAUAUGUUUAGAUAUAUUACAAGAUCCAAAAGUUCUUGAUUGUCAACAUACAUUUUGUGCAAAUUGUUUAAAAGUACAUCUAGCAUCAAUAGAACGUUCUCAUGGACCAUCAAAUUUUAUGGAUUGUCCAACAUGUCGUCUACGAUCAAAUCUAAUAAAUAAUUCAAUUGAUAGUCUACCGGGAAAUUAUAUUGUCCGUGAUAUUAUUGAACGACAAUAUGGUACAACAACACCUGAACGUCCACCGGGAUAUGCUCAGCAAAUUCAAGAUCGUAUACAAAAAAUGCAAAAAGAAGAAGAUGUAGGAUUUGAUUUGGAAAAGUAUAUUAAACCUGCAGCUGCUGCAUUAUUGGGUAUACUUGGUGGUUUACUUUUGGCUAAAGGUGCUAAGAAAAUGUAUAAUGAUAAAAAGUAA
Messenger RNA from Adineta steineri, 459 nucleotides. NCBI's taxonomy places the organism in Eukaryota, Metazoa, Rotifera, Eurotatoria, Adinetida, Adinetidae. The record is from the annotation of a GenBank genome assembly.